AUGAUGCCCCGUAAAGCUUUUCUUUCCCAGAAAGAAAAGCAGGCUCGUGCCAGGGAAAGGGAUAUGUUAAAAAAGAGGAGGAGGCGGCAAGACUAUCUCAAAAGAAGUGUGGAACCGCAGAAAAAUGCAGAAACAAUAAAAUGGCACAGGGAUGAUGAGAAGAGGAGAGAAAAUGAGCAAGUGAAGGACAAAGAUAUCAAGAAGCGGUGGAGACAGGAUGAGCGAGAACGACGAAAGAAUGUGGACGCUAUGAAUUGGCGCAGGGAAGAUGAGAAGAGGGAAAAUGAGCGAGAAACUAUGUUCCAACUUCCUGUCAACAACCUUGGCAGUUUAAGAAAGGCCCGGAAAACUGUGAAAAAAAUACUUAGUGACAUUGGUUUGGAAUACUGUAAAGAACAUAUAGAAGAUUUUAAGCAGUUUGAACCUAAUGACUUUUAUUUGAAAAACACUACAUGGGAAGAUGUAGGAUUGUGGGACCCAUCGCUUACAAAAAAUCAGGACUACCGGACAAAGCCUUUUUGCUGCAGUGCAUGUCCUUUUUCCUCGAAGUUCUUUUCGGCGUACAAAAGCCACUUCCGGAAUGUUCACAGCGAAGACUUUGAAAAUAGGAUUCUCCUUAAUUGUCCUUACUGUACUUUCAAUGCAGACAAAAAGACUUUGGAAACGCACAUUAAAAUAUUUCAUGCUCCAAAUGCCAAUACACCAAGUGGAGGCAUCAGCACGUUUAAAGAUAAAAACAAACACGAUAGCCUUAAACCUAAGCAGGCUGACAGUGUAGAACAAGCUGUUUAUUACUGUAAGAAGUGCACUUACCGAGAUCCUCUAUAUGAAAUAGUUAGAAAGCACAUUUACAGGGAACAUUUUCAGCAUGUGGCUGCUCCCUACAUAGCGAAGGGAGGUGAAAAGUCACUCAAUGGUGCGGUUCCGUUAAGUUCCAGUACCCGAGAGGAGGGUAGUAUUCACUGCAAACGAUGCCUUUUCAUGCCGAAAUCAUACGAAGCUUUAGUACAGCAUGUUAUUGAAGACCAUGAACGCAUAGGCUAUCAGGUAACAGCAAUGAUAGGCCACACUAAUGUAGUGGUUCCAAGAUCUAAACCUUUGAUGCUAAUAGCUCCAAAACCACAGGAUAAAAAGCCUAUAGGCCUCCCUCAGAGGAUGGGUCCCCUUUCCCCUGGAAGCGUCCGAUCUCUCUCGUCGCAGCAGAUGAUGAACAGACUCACUAUACCAAAGCCGACGUUAAAUUCUGCGGGAGUGAAUAUGAUGUCAAAUGUUCACCUACAACAAAACAAUUAUGGAGUCAAAUCAGUACCGCCAAGUUACGUUGGCCAGCCAGGGGGAAGGCUGAACUUGAGUGGUAAUGCACCAGUUUCUAUUCCACAGCAAUCACAAACAAUUAAACAGUAUUCAGCAAGUGGCAAUGGAAGGCCUUAUACUCUUGGAGGGGAACAGAGAUCACAGGCCUCGGCAAGAUACUCUCUUCAGUCUGCCAAUUCCUCUUCUCUUUCAUCAGCUCAGCUGAAACAGACGUCAUUAUCUCAGUCACAGGCAGCUUCAAGAGUAUUAGGUCAGUCUGGCUCAAAAUCUCCCGUAGCUGCUACAGGUCCUUCCACUGUCAACACGUCAUCCACACAGAAGUGGAAAAUCUGUACAAUCUGUAAUGAGUUGUUUCCUGAAAAUGUGUAUAGUGUCCACUUUGAAAAGGAGCACAAGGCUGAAAAGGUGCCUGCAGUAGCUAACUAUAUCAUGAAAAUACACAAUUUCACUAGCAAAUGUCUAUACUGUAAUCGCUAUUUACCCACUGAUACGUUGCUUAAUCAUAUGUUAAUACAUGGUCUGUCUUGUCCGUAUUGCCGUUCAACCUUCAACGAUGUUGAAAAGAUGGCUGCUCAUAUGCGAAUGGUUCAUGUUGAUGAAGAAAUGGGACCUAAAACCGAUUCCACUCUAACCUUUGAUUUGACAUUGCAGCAGGGUAGUCACACGAAUAUACAUCUUCUUGUAACGACCUACAACCUGAGAGAUGCUCCUGCUGAAUCUGUAGCUUACCAUGCCCAAAAUACUCCCCCAGUUCCUCCAAAACCACAGCCGAAAAUCCAGGAAAAGUCUGAUGUACCUGUAAAAAGUUCUCCACAAGCAGCAGUUCCCUACAAAAAAGACGUGGGGAAAACCCUCUGUCCUCUGUGCUUUUCAAUCUUAAAAGGACCCAUCUCUGAUGCGCUUGCACAUCACCUACGGGAGAGGCAUCAGGUCAUUCAGACAGUUCACCCGGUUGAGAAAAAGCUAACCUACAAAUGCAUUCAUUGCCUUGGUGUAUAUACUAGUAACAUGACUGCCUCGACUAUAACGCUGCACCUUGUUCACUGCAGAGGGGUUGGGAAGACUCAGAAUGGCCAGGACAAAGGCACUUCGUCAUCUCGGCUAAGUCAGUCUCCAGCUGUAGCACCUGUAAAACGUACCUAUGAACACAUGGAGUUCUCACUAAUGAAGAAAAGGAAAAUGGAUGACAGUGACUCCCCCUCUGCCUUCGAGGAGAAGCCUGAGGAACCUGUAGUUUUAGCAUUGGACCCCAAGGGUCAUGAAGAUGAUUCCUAUGAAGCCAGGAAAACAUUUCUUACAGAGUAUUUUAAUAAGCAACCAUAUCCCACUAGGAGAGAGAUUGAGAAGCUGGCUGCCAGUUUGUGGUUAUGGAAAUCUGAUAUUGCAUCUCAUUUUAGUAACAAAAGGAAGAAAUGUGUUAGAGAUUGUGAAAAAUACAAACCCGGUGUGCUGCUUGGUUUCAAUAUGAAAGAGUUAAACAAGGUUAAACAUGAAAUGGAUUUUGAUGCUGAAUGGCUGUUUGAAAACCACGAUGAAAAGAAUUCCAGGGUCAAUGUUAGUAAGACUGUUGACAAAAAAAUAAACUUAGAAAAAGACAAUGAAAGUUCCUCAGACAGCUAUGAAAAUAUAGAAGAGGAAUACCAUGAAAGUGGUAGUCCAUUUGGUCAGCGUAUUUCUGACAUGGGUGGGAAAACCUCUUCUGAUAGCAUAGCAGAGAACCCGGAGGACAGCAUAUCCAAGGAAAUUGUUGAAGAAAAUACAUUACAGUCUCCAGAGAAGUCUGAUCAAAAACAAGAGGAAAGCUCUAAAUACGAAGAGAUUAUUUCUGCUGAAGAACCAACAAAAUUGGUAGGUGAUGUUUCAGAUAGCGAAGGCGAUCAGGAUUAUGCUGUUGAAUGGAAAGAUGGAGCUUCACAGUCUGAAAGUGGGCCUGGUUCUCAGCAGGUUUCUGAUUCUGAAGAUAAUACAUCAGAAGUAAAACCAGAGGUGUGGACAGACGAAUCCUCCCAAAGUGAAGAUGCAGGUAGCAGUAAACCGGCUGUUGAGACAAAAGGGGGUGAAUCUGAAAGUGAUGAAGAACAGUCAAAGUGGAAGAAUCGUUCCUAUGGAAAAGAAGAGUUUUGGCCUAAGGACCAGUCGCAAUGGAAAAAUGCAUCAGAGAUUGAGGAGAGCUUGUCAAAUCAGCAGAUGGAAUGGCAGAAUAGCACAAUUGACGGUGAGGACGGAGAUCAGUUUGACAGUGUGACUGAUGGAGUAGCAGAACCAAUGCAUGGCAGCUUAACUGGUGUGGAGCUGAGCAGCCAGCAAGCGUAAGCUGCUCAGUUUGGAAGCUGCAGUAACGUGAUCCAAUCCACAACUGUCUCAACACUCAUUUCAGUAUGACUGCUAAGCUUAACUUCUAACUGGUACUGCCUGUCAAGUGCUAGGUCAUGGCACGUGGUGGUUGUGGCCACAGUUAUUCCAGGAUGCUGUUGGCUAAUCUUGCUUGAGAAUACCUGCUGGGAUGAGCACAGUAACAAUGUGAAAAUGGAUAAGCUGGUGGCUCCAGAAUGCACACAGAGAAAAGCAGAGGUUCAUUUCUAUCUGCAUUUUCAACACUUAUUUCACUCUUGUACAUGUUCAGUUGUAUGUCUUUUUAAACAUUACCCUUUUUCACAUGGUAGUGUAGGGCCAACCAUACAAGCUACCAGUUCAACGUGUAUAGUAGACUAUGGGAAAAUUGAUUUUUUUCAUGUAUCAUUCUGAAUAGUUGAAAUGUAUAUUUGUACAGUCUUUUAGACCUAUUCAAGUGAAGCUUAUGAAAUUGUUCUUGUGUACCCAUAAUAGAUUUGUUUCUCUUUUUUAGUGUUGCCCUGCUGUGUAAUAAAUGCUGUAUCUAGUUUACCUAGCAAAAGCUUGAAACUGCUAUAGUAUGGAUUUUGACAAACUUAGUUUUUGCACAUAACCUUGUACAAUCUCAAAACAGAGGCCAGCAACGUAAAAAAAAAAUAUAUCUGGACUCUAUUGUAUUAUAGAAUUUUCUUGUUCUGAAUAUCCUUGACAUUACAACUGAUGACAAACGUAUUUCAGAGCCAUUUUCUGAAAUCUUUUAAGCUAAAAAAGAAAAAUCACAUGCAAGAAACAAGUUUGCAGCUACUAAUUUUGACACCUUUUAGAUCUGUAUAAAAGUGUAUUGUGUUGAAGCAGCACACUGAAACAAAAGUGCUGUGUUUUGGAUAUUUAGUUUUAUCUUUAGUUAACACCAACAAGGUGUUGUAUUCAUUUAUACCAUCUAAUAUAUGACACACUGUUGUAGUAUGUAUAAUUUUGUGAUCUUUAUUUCCCUUUGUAUUCUUCAUUUAAGCAUCUAAAUAAAUUGCUGUAUUGUGCUUAAUGUAAA
Messenger RNA from Merops nubicus (carmine bee-eater), 4693 nucleotides. It is a transcript of the gene ADNP, whose product is annotated as activity-dependent neuroprotector homeobox. The transcript is spliced from 4 exons. Gene Ontology annotation, cellular component: nucleus. The coding region runs from base 1 to 3627 and encodes 1208 amino acids. Gene Ontology annotation, molecular function: DNA binding. Gene Ontology annotation, biological process: regulation of gene expression. Lineage: Eukaryota; Metazoa; Chordata; Aves; Coraciiformes; Meropidae. The record is from RefSeq and is a predicted model, not a curated record.